AUGGAGAACGACGACGGCCAGUUUGUGUACACCAUCCAUGGCGUCAAAGUUUCCUUUCCUUGCAAAGCAUAUCCAACCCAGCUGUCCAUGAUGAACAUGGUGAGGUUUGAAUCAACCAGCUACAUGGCUCCGACUUUUGAGAAAGUUGCUAAUGAUGCGAGAUUAUGUGUGUGGUUUACUGAUCAUUGAAGUAACUGUUAUUGUGUUUAACAAAAACACGCGAGAUCGAAAGAGAUCGAUAAUCGAUUAACCCUCCAGGGGACUUACCUGAUUAAAAAUAUUUUAAUACUUAAAAAAAAGAUUUGAAACACUGCCAUUGUAACAACACGGAGACGCAAUGAAACAGUGGGAUAAUCACAGUGAUAAUGAUAAAUAGGUUUUUGUUAAAUCUCUAAUGAAACAAUUCAUAGUAAUCUGUUAUUAAUUAUGAUAAUUAUUUAUCGAAGUAGAUGUGAAUGGCGGUAGAUAUUUAAUCGGUGACUUCGCAGUUUGGUAAAUAUCUAUCACUUUGGAUGACAAUGAGGCAAGAAUGAACUCAAGUAAACAGCAUGCAAGCAGAAUAACUAGCUGACCAAUUUAUGUUAAGUGCUUGGAAAUUAUAAAAGUCUUGGUGCAUAACAAUGCAUGUUAAUUUUCACUCAAAGGAAAGUUGAGUCAAAAAAUGUAUGGGAGGCACUUAUUUUACUUGUUCUUGCUUCAUUUUCUUCAGUUGCCAUAUGAAAUUAGUCUUAUUGUAGAAACCACUCUGUCUUUAAAACAGCUGUUUCAUGGAUUGCAUUAUGACAUGCGAUCAAAUUGCUUUUCAUGUGUUGGUAUUUGUGCUUGUAUAUGUAUCUGCAUUGAAGUAGUUCAUAUAAAUUUUGCAUUUGUUUAUCUUUGCAUUGGCAUGAAACUUGUAAACCAAACCAAUUUGUUUGCCAUAUAUUUGGUUGUUUCUAAAUGAUAAUACUACUUUAAAUUGACAUACCUUUGACCCCUAAUACUUACCAGCAUCUAGUUUUUCUGAAAAAUGUGGCUCCUGAAUCAAACAGUAGGGUCACAAUAAAGGAUAUUAUUACUAACUGAAGAGCUUCUUGCUUAUUAAAAAAAAUUCUCCUUGUCGUUACCCUAGGAAAUGUAUAGAGAACAGUAUAGAGAAUAUGCAUACUGAUGUUUGGGUGUAAAGGGUACAUGUAAGUUAGGAUGAUUACAGCCAGUGGAUGUUUACACAAUGAUUGUCAUUCCUUCUUCAUGUAAUUUUUCACUGUUGCUUUAUAUUUUAGAUUAUCAAAGGAAUUGAAAGGCAUCAGAAUUCAUUGCUUGAAAGUCCAACAGGAAGUGGGAAGAGUCUAGCCUUGCUUUGUUCUUGUUUGGCUUGGCAAUCUGCAGAAUAUGGUACAAACAUUUGUUAAUGGCAAUUCUCUUACUGAUUGUAGAAAUGACAUAGUAAAAUGCUCAAAACUAAAGUGAAUCUAGCUGAGGGAUUUUGCAAGUAAAAUACAUUAAUAAACAGAUAACUGUUCGAGCCACCACAUACAUGUAGAAGUUUCUGUAUUUUGUCUUGUAAGUGGAUGUCUAAUUCUGGUUUUUAUCUUUAUUACCAGAAAAAAAGGCAAAGAUUGAGGAACAAAUGAAAGGUUGGUGGUUAUUUAUGUUGUCCUUUAUCUUUUGUACCAAGUCUGUUGGGCUAUUAUUUAAGGCAUUGAUUUUUCAAAGGAAACACUUUUGUUUUAAAAUUGUAGUAUGGUAAUACAAAUGAGGAUUUGUGAUUUAAAAGGUGCAUGAAGAAAGGUUAGUUUUCAAACAAUGUGGAAGCUUAAUAAUUGUUAUGGUAAGCUAAGAUUUGUUACUGCAGAAUUCCAUCCUGCAAAACCCCAAUAGUCUGACAACCAUGUUAUUUUGGCCACAUUUUGUACUCCAUGAAUGAAUAAAAAGCUUAGUCGCACGUUUAUCCUUGGUGGCGAGGCUUAUUUUACCAACAGGAAAUCACAUUUAUUUUAUUUUCUCUUAUACAGCAGAAAUAGGGAAUGAUGAAUGCUGUAUUAAGACUUGCAGUGAUGAACAGAAGCAGCUUCCAAUAGGUACAGUGAUAGACUAUGUAGUCUGUAAUUCCCCUGUUAAUUCAGUGAACAAUUUUUAGUGAAAUGAGACAAACUGAAAGACAAAGUAUGAUUUCCAAGCUUUGGUUACUCCCUGACUUAUACACUGGCUUAGGUAUGUGUGUACCCUCCCUUUAUAAAAUUUUACCUCAGAGGAUACUGUAUUUCUUCAAAUGAGCACCCAUGUUCUAAUUAGUGCCUUCCUCCAAAUUAGCACCCACCCUCAAGGCCAUGAUUUUCAGUUAGUUCCCCCCUUGGAAUCAAUAACAGAAUCAGAGCAGGAGAAUACUCAGUGCCCCCUCAACUUAGCACCCUCCCUCCAAUAAGUGUCCCCCAUUUAAAUAAGCACUUGGGCACUUGUUAGGGGAGAUCAAGGUUGGGCUCUAAGAAAAGUUGAAGGGAGCCCAGAGCUCUGAAACUGUGAAAUCCAGGGUGCCCAGCAUAUGCUAUUUAUGAAGAAACUAAAAUUCCUGAGUCGCCCAUGAGCAAAAGUAAGGUACCAGGAGCCACUGGGUGCUGUUAGACCACAGCCAUGGAGAUACAGUAUUUAAAAACAGAUUGAAGAAAUCAAUAUUAUUGGGCUAAAAAUAGAAAAAAAUUUAAGAUUGUUUACUAGAGAAUUCUUUAAGAAAAGAGUGUGUUUAUACCUCUGGCUAUUCAUUUUCAAGAGGUUUUCUUCACACUGAUAUUUUCCUCGGAAAAUUUAUACCAAGAGCAAGGUUAGACAUGUGGAAAGGUUCGUAUAACUUUGACAACAUAGAGCUGAGAUGAAGGAAUGUAAAGAGCAAUUUAAAAAAAAAUAAAUAAAUUGGAAGGAAAUCUAAAGGGCUAGAUAUAUUUUCUGUUUUAAACUUUUGUCAAUUUUUUUUAAAAUAUGCAUCAAGAUGCUUCAGUCAACAUAGCACAAAGCUUGCCAUCAAAAUAUUGAUGUCAGAAAUGUCAGACCAAGCAUGGACCAACUUUCAUGGAAAAAUAUCUUAUCAUAUAUUAUAUAUUUCUAGCAUUUAUUUGUUAAUGUAUUUUUGGUUCUUUAGAUCCAGCAAACAUUAUCAAAAAUGAUUAUUUCCAGCAAAAUAAUUCCAGUCUUCAUGUAAAGAUUUCUCCUGAAACACCACUGAAAACAGAAGCAGCAGUCACUCUGAAGAAGAUGCCAGGUUUGUUUUUAUUGGUUUUUAUUUUUUACAAAUCCAGUGUGACAUGCAGAAUUUUGACAAUGUAUUAUACUCUGCUUAAAAUAUCAUUUAAAUUGUGAAAGGAGUUUAAAUGAAAUCCAAGGUAUCUAUGGUAUAGAUAGAUUUAACUUUACAGCAACUUUAUGUCUAAACUUCUCUCCCAGAGCAAAGUGAGUCACUUCCUGGUAAAGAUAUUAAGUCUGGAAGCCCAACUGAUGAUGAUUUUCAACCAGCCAAGAAGCGUUUUAGGACUCCAGGGAAUAACCAGGUGAUGAAAACUCUUAUUUACUUAUUUGGAAUAUUUAAAAAGGUUGGCCAAGUUCAGAUUUAAAGCUGGUUUAAAUGAGGGCCUGUAUAAACAAUUUAGUGAGACCAGACAAUAACAUCAGCAGUGACAAGUAAAAGAGAGCUGUUUCAAAAGGUAAUGAGGAGAGAAUUUUUCCAAAAUCAAAUGGCUUUAAUUCUUUUAUGAAAUUAUAAGAGCAAAGGUUUGACAUCAAUUUUUUCUAUUUUCAGAUCAAUUUCUAAGUAUUUUUUUGAACUGAAUAUGUUUAUGGAAAAUGAUGUCCAGUUCUUUCAGAAAAUGUUCUCAAAUUAGAAUAGGACAAUAUUAUUUUUGUGUUUUAAGAGAAUAGUGCAAUUAUCCUAGGAGAAAUUAGGGAUCAUAAUUAACUAAGUGGUAGAAUGAUUUGAUUUUCAUUUUGAGUUGCUGUCUCAUAAACAUAGGUAGGUUAAACAUAAUUUUGAUAAUGAGAUGGUGGAAGAUAAAGAUGAGAAAACUUCAAAAAUCAAAAUCUCUUGUAAAAAAAGAGAAACUGAGAUGAUGUGAAAAAGAAAUUCUAUCUGAUCAAAAUGAUUUUUGAAUACAUCAGUGUCAGUUUCUUCUAUAAACUACAAAUUUUUUAAUUGAGCAUAGUUUUUUUGUUGAAUUUUCUUUUCUUCUGGAGCCAUUUCAUUUUAGGAUAAAUACGUUCUCACCUUUACAAUUUAAAUUGAUUUAGCAGACUGUGUCGUCAUCGAAAAAGAGGCGUGUCCAUCCUAAUGCUGGACCUUCAGGUGAAGAUGAAGCUGAUUAUGAACCCCCAGAAUGGACCAUGGAGCUAACAACAGAUAGAGAAGGGAAAAAUACUUCACCAAGUACUGCUGCAAAUGCCCUUGAUAACAAAGACAAGUUAUCACCAGAUGAUUGUGGAAAGAGUGACUCAAAAUCAGAAAGACUGAAGUAAGGGUUUUUCUCUGAAAAGAAAUGUCAUACAUUUUCAGUAUUCUUAAGUAAGAGAUAAACAGAGCAUCUAGAAAGAGUGGUUUCAAAUGGUGAAAAAAAUUCAAGAGUGGUAGAAGAGUGCUUCUGCUUAAACAAUUUUUUUGUCUUAGCCUCUUCUUUUUGUCUUAUUUUGGCAACAUGAGAUGUGUCAAGCAUCUUUUUAAAUUCAAGUUUUAACUCCAAUCUCCAUUUUUGCAUUUUGUUGGAUAAAAAGAGAUUCCUUUAUUGAUACUAUACACAUACAUGAGCCAAAUGGGACUCAGCGGGUAUUCUUUUUCAUUACUUAACUCUUUCACUCUUAGGAGAGAUCAAAAAGUAAUUUCUUAUUGGAUUGUCAAUACACUAUCAACCAGACAAGUGAUGAGAUGAGAGAAAAUUAUGAAAUAAGAGAAUUUUCUGGGUUAAGCACCAAAUUCUGAAAGCUCAUCUAUCGUCAUGAGAAGUGUACAGUGUACAGUAACGAGAAUUUGUACAGAGAGUCAGGGAGGGAAAGAGUCAGUAGGAUAGAGAACACUAGAUUGAGUAUGCUCCCAUGUUAUAUUUUACAUAAACUGGGUAAUUUAGUAUUAACAACUGAGUUGAUAACAUUAAUUGGCCACCAUAAAGAAUUCACAAGCUGAUGUUUCAAGCAUUAGCCCUUCAUCAGAGCAAUUGAAGGAAUUGUAGGUUAUGUGUGUGGGUUUAAAUGGAAUGAAAAUGGAGCUACUCUAUUGGUGAGAAUAUUGUGACGAGAAAACAAGAAUUAGCUGAAUGAAAAGCGCUCAUUGAUACCUUGAGGAUUUAGUGUGCCCAUUUGAAAGAUAAACUUUUGUUCUAGAGUUUUGCAUCUUUACAAACAUCCUAGAUGUAGGGGAAGGCUGCAAACUGCCAUAUGCUGCUUAGUAUGAUGAGGGAGAUUAGUGUCUAGCAACUGGUUUGGAUGGGUCCUUGUCAGUUCUUUCUAAGUUGCGAUGGUGUUCUCGGAAACAGUCACUUGAUCAUCUUUCUGUUUCACCAAUGUAUAACUUUUUGCAAUAAGUGCAUGUUAUGUAGUAGAUGAUAUUGGCAGAGGUGCACAUGAGUUGAUCAGUGAUCUUAAUGGAUCUCUUGGGUCCUGACAUUUUCUCUAUGUUAUGAAUGAAAGGACAAGUCUUGCAUAGUGAGCGAGGGCAUUUGAAAGUUUCAGGUUGGUCAUAGGUCAUAACAUUAAAUUACCUUACUUUCCCACUGAGGCAGUACCACUGUUUCUUUAGAAACUUACCCCCUUUAAUAUUUUAUGUUACUAGUCCAACUACUUUCCUAUGCUGCUCAAUCUGAAAGACUAGAGAACAUUGCAUUAUAGAAUGGACAGUGAUGUCUACAGCACAUAUAAUGACAGAAGAAUCUGGGGCUAGCUAACUUAAAAUUUGCAUUUUGUUUCUUUAUAGGAUUCCAAAAAUCUUUUUUGGAACAAGAACACACAAGCAAAUUGCUCAGAUUUCAAGGGAACUCAAGAAGACUGUCUACAAGCACGUUAAGUAAGAACGAAAAUGAGAUAUGAGAUGAGUUUUGUUGAUAUAAUGACAAAAUAACAAAUUUUUCUCCUCAAAAAUGUGUCAAUAGUGUUUGAUCAAUUGAUCCCUAAAUACAAUUAUCAAAAGAUAUUGCAUACCUUUCGGAAGCAGCCUCUCUUUCACUCUUUUGGUAGACCUAGAAGACAAAGGAAAUACCCCGAAGAAAAAAACAAUAAUCAGGUUAUGGCAAAUCUUUGAAAAUGAUAAAACAGUUUCAUUUUAUUCAGACAGGUUAAUUGUGUAUAGAGUGCAUUAAAACAACUAUCAUGGUGAAAUUUUUAAACAGGGUUCAUUCCUGUCCUGGAAAGUCAUGGAAAUCUGCUUAACUCAUGCAAUAAAGUUUUUGGAAUUUGUAUGAGAAAUGUAUGUAGGCCUUAAGGAGAAUGAUUUUUGAAAUCUUGGGAUUGAUAGGGUCUAGGGUGAAAUUUAGAGUCCUGGAAAAAUCAGUCUGAGUUCUGGUAAAGUCCUUAAAAUUUGUUUUUGAAAAUGGGAGUGAUCCCUGUAAUAAUGUGUAGGUAUUAUUUCUCUUUACUUAUGCAGGAUGACCAUACUUUCCAGUCGAGAGCAUUCAUGUGUUCAUCCAGUAGUUUCCAAAGGUAAAAAGAAGAAUGAGGAGUGUAAAAAGUUGCUGGAUGGUUCAGAGGUUUGUAGGGAGCUAUAUUUCAUUUUUGAUUUUUUUUUUUUUAACUCAAAUUAAAACCAUAUCAAAAUGCGUCAGAAGCGACCAUUUUUGGAUUCUGUAGUAUAAGUAUAAGUUGUCAAUUUAACAAAUAGACUCUAUGUUGGUGUGCGUCUGUUCAGUUAAACAAAUAGAUUUCAUUUUCCUUGCCUCUGAUCACAGACAGCUUCAAAAUGUGAUAAGAACAAAAUAGUGGGACACAAGAUGCAGCCAAGUGUGUUCUGAUGAUCUUACUAUAUUUUAACUCUUCUGUGAUCUCUUAAUUACUGCCAGGUUAACAUCACAUUUAUUUGCCUUGUAUAAAAAAAUUUUAAAAAAAAGCUUGUUGAUGGUAAUGUCACCCUAUAUUGCAUUACCUUUGUCGUGCUUCAAUUUCUAUUAACUUGCGUGUUUUGGUUUCUUUUUUCAUAAUUUCAAGGGUAUGACCUGUAGAUACUAUCAAAAAGUUCACACCAUUCGGACUCAAACCAGCUUGAGAUACCAUGGUCUGUCUGGUGCCUGGGACAUUGAAGACUUGGUAACUCUAGGAAGUCAAAUCAAGGUAAAUUAGCUUUCAUUAUCAUUAAUUAUCUCAAGUUGCAAUAUUGAUAUAUUGUUUGAAUAAUCUUUCAUCAUUCAAAUCAUAGUAAGUGCUAGAUGCAAGUUGUACUGAUACUACACAUAGGAUUGAAAAUGAUUUCUAAACAAAGGAUUAUUUUAUUGUACAUUGUGUUCCCUUCUCAGUAGUGUUAUUUUUGGUUAAUUUUUACCUGUGUUCACUAAAAUGCCAAUCAAAUAUUCAACCCCUUCAUAUUUUCAGUCAUAGUUUUUAAUGGAGAAGAGAGGUCACUCUAUAAUUUCUCAAUUUUCAGUCAUUAUUUUUGAAAGGAGAGAGGUCACUGUCAUUUCUCCAUUUGUAGUCAUAGUUUCCUCCUGUGUAGUCAACUACACUCACUUUUAACAGUUACACAUGAUCAUUCUAAAUAGAAGUAUAUUUUGUUAUGUCCAUUUGUAGGCUUGUCCAUAUUUUGCAGCAAGGGAGUUAAUGAAGGAAGCUGAUGUCAUUUUUUGCCCAUAUAACUAUCUCAUUGAUCCAAAAAUUAGAAUGCAGGUAUGAUUAUGUUUGUUCUUUCUCAAAACAUUUGUUCUUAACCCUUUAACUCCCAGAUCAAAUUUGCCAUUCUCCUUAAUGUCAACCAUAAAAGUCUUAUAAUGCUAAUUCGCUUAUCUGGUUGAUAUUGUAUUGAUAUUGUAAGGAGAAAUUCUGUCUUGGUCGUUCAUGGGAGUUAAAGGGUUAACUAUCUUUCAUUUUCUACUAAGUAAAACCUUACAGUUUAUUUGAAUCAACUAAUUUCAACCCCCGGAAAUCUUUACAGAUUCAGAACAGUUAGAUGUGUGUUGCUUAUUUGAUAUUUUUCAGAUGGAUAUAAAUCUCAAGGACCAGAUCGUUGUUCUAGAUGAAGCGCACAAUGUUGAAGACUCUGCACGAGAGGCAGGCAGUCUUACACUGACAGCUGUAGAGUUACAGAACACUCUAGAUGAACUUGAUAGACUAGGUUAGUGAACAUAGCAAAUCUAGCUUUGAAUUUGAAAGUAUAGUGCUGUCUAAUAAAAGUCUAACAGGUGUGUUGUGCUCUGGGGUCUCAUCUAGCCAAAACAGCUCACAGUUAAAUGAAGUACCAGCACAUACCAAAAUCUGAUUGCAUCCUUAUUUAUGCCAGCUUCAUUAGAAGAGAGUACUCCCUUUUUCCCCUUUUUUUUGUUAGAUAGAGAUCAGUAUUAUUUCAAGUAUUAUUUUUUCAUAAGUGCAUGAAAAUUGCUCUUUUCAAUAGUUCAAAUGCAGGUUUUGACAGAACACCAUCGCCCUUUACAUUUGAUGGUAAGUAUACCCCUGUUUGUAUCUAGGAUCAUUUGUUGUUGUAAUCUAUGCUUAUCCUUAAAGAGUGCAUUUGGAUUGGUGUGCCCUUCAGUUCAUUUCAAAUGGUUUCCUGGUGCAAGAGCCUUUACCAGAUAUAAUUAUUUUAAUUUCCAUCUCCACUUUUAUCCCUUGAGAGUGGAAUGUUUUUCCCAAGAAUGUGAACACAGACUGAUCUGAGUAUAUGGUGCCCUUUCAGAAGAUUUGGCAAUCCAUCAUUCUCUUGUAUAUUUUGUAACCUGUACUCUUAAACAAAUUUCUCUGAGCCUUGUUUUCACAAAGUUAGUAUGUGUACAUCUCACUGUAUUUACUAAUCUUAUUUGCAAAAGCUAUUAUCACUGAUAAUGAAAUAGCAUAGUGGUUAUUCCCCGGCAAAGAUUAAAAAGAUUGCUUCCUUCUUUCAAGCACAGAAAAAAUGGUGUUCUGACUAUCAGCUCUGUGGUUAACUUGAUUUUGUUUCUUGGUAAGAUUGGGAGUUUUCUGCGAUGGAUUCAUGAGAGUUCUGCACAGUUGAAAGAGAGAAGCUUUGAGCAGUCUUCUAAAGUAUGGUCUGGAAUGGAAAUCAUAGCUGCAAUGGAGAAACAAGCAAUCACACCUGGAACCUUCUACAUAUAUUUUGUAUGUGACUUUUUGAUUGAUUUUUCUAUCAGGGCUGACAUGUUGUGUUCGAGGUGAUUGGCUGGUCAUUCAGUGAAGAAAAUAGCCAAGUUAAUGUGAAAAUUUAUUUUUAAAUUCAUAGUCUAAUUUUUUUGCUAUUUUUAAUGUUUUGGUUCUAGAAAUACACUGUGGGUUUAUUGACAGAAAGUUAUGUUUUGAAAUGUCUUUAAGUUACCAGUAUUCUAGGCAAAUUAGAUCUUGUUAUUUCAAUGUAUUCUUUUUGUGAACAGGAACAUUAUCAGUAUAUUAUGGCAACCAUAAAAGAUCCAACAAGGUACAUAUAAAUUGUGAUUUGGCACUUAAAUACUAUGUUGUAUGUCAGUGCUUUUCUUAUAGUGGAGUUUGUUUAUGUAUUUCAUGAUUUAUGGGCACAGGAAAUGUUUUUAAGGUUUUGUAAAUGCUAAGAUAAAGGUUCAUUUAAAUUAUUAAAAAUCUCUCUUAGUACUGUAAGUGUAUUGUGUAUUGUGUAUUGGCUUGUUACUUUCCCAUAAAAAUCUGCUCUAAUUACACUAACAUUCAUUUUGCCAUUACCUUUAUUUUAAUCCCUUUCUUCCAUUCUCAGAUCAAAUGACAUGCCUACCUUGUCCUCUCAUAGUCAAAGUCUGCUGGAAGGGAUAUUCCUUGUUGGGAAAUAUAUGAUGGCAAACAAUAUGCAAUAUAUUUCUGAUUACAGGUACACUGUUUUCCGAUGCAUUUGUAAAAUUAAUGUCUUAAUCUUUUAAACCCUGAGAGUGAACAGCAUGUAACUUCUCCUUACAAUAACACUGCUGAAUCAUUCUUUAAGAUUACGAGAAUAAAGGAAUUGAUCACCAACCUUAGAAGCUUUGAUUGUUAGACAAAUUUUCCUUGUCGUUGCCAAAAUAAACGUAUAGAGAAAAGUAUAAAGACUAUGGAUACAGAUGUUUGGAUGUAAAUGGUUAAAUGCAUUUUUUUUCUCAGGUUUAGAAAAUCCUCCACCUCACUUCAUACUGGAUUUGUUCUUCAUAGUACCAGACUCUUAUUAUUAGAUGCAUGACAUGUUCUUACACAUAUGUGUAAAAUGGCUAACAGGCAUGACUCUUGCUAAUUAAGAAACUGUCAUCACUUUCUGUCCGUUGGUUUGUGUGAUUUGUGACACUGAACCUAAAAACCCUCUUUAGGGAGUGGUCAAGAAAGGUGGUUGUUUGUUUGUAAUGUUAAAAGUGUACUACCCGAGAGAAUUGAUUGGUUUUUUUCUAAUCUUCCAGGUGUGCAGUACUGAAAACAUCAGUCAUGGUUAGGGAUGUAGUUUUGGUAAGUAUAUAAUAGCUUUAGCAAACCUGAAAAAGUGUAAAAAUACGACCAGACGAUUCAAUUGAAUGAAAACAUUUGAUAGAAUUUUUUUCUUUCCUUUUAACUGUAGCCAGGAGGAUGGAGACGAUCUCAUGGAGGUGAGAAUCAUUGCACACUGAUUGAUCCUCAACACCCAGACAUCAGUAUACAUAUUCUCCAUUCUGUCAUCUAUACAUUUGUUAUGGUACUCACUUGGUGAAUUUAUUUAUCAAUCAACAGCUUUUCUUAUGACCUUAAUUCCAGGUUCAGCUUUUAUACUUUAAGGAGAAAUUAGGUUUUUAUCACUCUUAAAUAUUAAAGGGUUAAACACGGUCAGUGGGGUGGCAAUUAUAGAUUUUAACCGAUAGUUGGACUGAACAUCGCAAAGGAGCGCUUGUUCGAGGGAAAGCGUCGAUUCAAUGGUUGACGAUGUAUGGCAAAAUUUUGAGCUUAAGAUUGCAAUAGAUGGAAGGAAGAAUGGCUGACGCGCAAGUAGCAAUGGGGUGUUAUUUUAUUUAUGGCCCUAAUGAGGAACUUACUUUAUCUGAACAGGAGCUAGAAAGGAAUGGACGCAAUCUUUGAACUUUUGGUGCUUAAACCCUGCUGUGGUAAGAUAUCCUCGUGCAAGGAUGAUGCAUUUUCGCUCCUAUUUUAAGUCAGUAAAGAAUUCUUCUCGUUUGGUGUUAAUCUUCAGUAGGGUUUAGAUUUUUGCUUGUGGCUUGUUGAAAGUAAUGCUAGCAGUAAUGUCAGCAGACGUAAACCUUAGGUUAAAUGCCACUGUUUUUUUUAACUCGUACGUUAAUUUGGUGAUAAAUCAGAUUUGAAUUGAGAUUCUCAAAGUGAAAAUGGACAACCUGCUUGAAGCGCGGGAAAACGCGAGUGACGAAGUUGGGAUUGGUUUUACCUCUGCAUCCAAUUGGUUGAGUCGGUGGCGCGAGUUUUUCGGACAAAUCACAGGUCGAAGUAAAGCGAAACCAAAGCAAUCUGAGAUCCAUUUGGAUACUCAAUUGGAUAAGAGUUUGCUCUAUUAAGAGAGAUACAUGUAUCUUAAUAAAGUGUUGAAGGUACUCAUCGUGGUAAAUGCCCUGCAAGUCGUCUUCAUGCCAAAUGAUGAAGACUUCCAGUGUGCAGUCAAAACGUUCCAAUCCUCAUCGGAAGUGACUACAUCGUGAGACAAACGGUUAUACCUCAUUAUUUCAAGAGAGAUCUCUCCCCCAAGCUUGCCCAUGGGUCUUUCCUCUUUGUCUUGUUUUUCGCUCUUAAGGUUUUCUCAGAGCUUGGCUCUCAGGCUCGUUGUAUUGUGCUGACGUCUGGAACUCUUUCACCCAUGGCUUCAUUCUCGUCUGAGCUUGGAAUCAAAUUCCCGAUCCAGCUGGAGGCAAAUCAUGUCAUUGCCAAUUCACAGGUAUCGUUCCAUAAUUUGCUCCAAAAUUCUAGGGACAAUUUGUAGCCGAAUAGCAUCUGACGGUAUACUGGCAGCUAGAAGAUGCAGUGACAGAACUAGAGGCUUUAUCCCGACUAGGGAAUUUGGGAAUAAAUAGCUGGCCUCAAAUCUGGUUGAUCAUAAAAGUACAACUGUAAUUCUCAACUUGUCGAGAUAAGCCACAUUAAUUGAAUGUGAAAGCAAAUCCAAGGAUCAUACUGUUUUGAAUAUGAAGAAGUGAGUUGUUGGAGAUACACGACUUAAAGAGACUUAAGAUUCUCUUGUAGACUAUCCAGAAGGUAGAACUGGUAGGGUGUUGCUUUUGUUGUUGUUAUUGUCGUUUCUUUUUUAAUGAAAGAUUGUCUGCUCAACUAUUAGGUGUGGGUUGGGACUCUGUCAUCAGGACCAAGUGGAUCAGCUAUCAAUGCAAGUUAUCACAGUGCUGAGGUAUGCUACAGAAUGGCUAUGAGAUCUCAGUGCCUCCCAGUGAUAUUUCUUUGCUAUGAUUGGUUGUUGUGAUUGCUUCGGUUUUGGGUUUUGACUCUCAGCCGAAAAGCGUGCUCAUAGUCACUUGCGGUCAACAGAGCCUACUCCAUUGAAUGAAAGGUGCAAAACUUUCCUUUAUUUUGAUGACAAGUAAUAAAAUGGUAAUGACAGCGAAACAAAUUAUUUCAUUUAACCCUAAAGUUAUGCGUACUUAUCCUCCCAGGAUUUGUCGCUCGGAAAUUUUAUCCCAUAAAGCAAGAGAUUGUCUUCAGUUGCCGGAUUUUAAUUACAUCUCUAUAAUGUGAUAAUAGCAAUAGCAAUAACGAUAACGGUAAUGAAAUUGAUAAAGAUGAUGAUAAUAAGGAUGUUAAGAGUCAGGUUUUGUUUUGUUUAACUGAGAAAAUUUAUUUGUAGACCUUCACUUUUCAAGAUGAGGUUGGCAAAAUUCUGCUUAAUGUUUGCGAGGUAAUUUAGAUGUCUAGCCAUCCAUGUAGAUAUUGAGUUAUAUUUCACUGGCUUUUUCCUUUGGUUUUAUUACUCUUUGCCCUUAAAUUGACUCAGACCUGUUUGUCGCCUUCUCUGUAGACAGUGCCUCAUGGAGUACUCUGUUUCUUUCCUUCUUAUAACAUGCUGGACAAGCUAAGCAAACGUUGGCAGGUAUGAUGUAAUAGUAAUAGAGGUAAUGUGUAAUAGUUUUUGUGUUCUAAAGAGGGGGAUUUGAAUGGUUUUGGGAGAUUUAAAUUGAAUUCCACUCUGGCCGUGAGUUAAUCCUAAUUUGACCCAAUAUUAGGCUCACAGGUACUGAAAAAGGACAUGUUGUUCAAAGUUGAUUACUAAUAGCAGGGACUGAGAAAUGUUCAAGACUUUCGUCUGUGGAAAUAAACAAAUGAUUGCUUGUUUUUUUUUCACAUACAACCUAUCAGCUGACUGGUUUUGAAUGUACGUACAUUGAAGAAUAAAUAUUGUGAUUGUUACUGAAAUAGAUGCGCCAUGUCUGGCCACUCAUCUUCUACAGGGCGUGAAGAGAGAAAUCUCCAUUGGGUGAAGCGUUUUCAUUGUGUUACAAUGUUUUUUUUUUUUUUUUUUAAUUUCGCGUAGUCAACAGGUUUGUGGUCAAAGCUUGUGGAUAGAAAAGUACUUGUCAGUGAGCCACGCAGUGGGGACAAAUCAGGUUGGUUGUGAUUUAUUUUGUCUUUACAAAUGUCUCUUUUGUCAUGGUUUUUUCGCGUUCUAAAUUGCCAGAUUUUGAUGAUAUUAUGCACCAGUUUUACCAUGCUGUGAGAGCAAGUGAAGGCGAAGAGAGUAACAUGCAGCAAGGUAACUUCUAGAUACCUUCUUACCUUUAUGUCAAUGCACUGUAAAAUAGUUUACAUGUUAUCUGAAUCGAAGAAUGUAAUUGAUAUUAUACGGGUAGUGAUACCGCUGAAGGAAGAAAUAACGCCGCUGGUCUGUGGGGCAUUCGUCUUUUAUCGGAGAUCUCCUUUUUCCCUUUUUAGAGGAGCGGAGGGGGGGGGGGAAGAGAGAGGAGGAGAGAGUUAUAGUGGGACUCUCAUAUUUCUAGCGUUUUAAACAUCUUGUUGAGGUUGGAAGCAGAAUUAUCGUCCUGAUUUGGUGAUCUUCAUUUCGAAAAUUGAUUUAGGGAAAGGACAUUCAAACCGUGUGAAAUCGGCAUUUAAAUAGUGCAUGAUAACUCAAUUUAAAACAAUUUAAAACAAUUUAAAACAAUUUAAAACAAUUUAAAACAAUUUAAAACAAUUUAAAACAAUUUAAAACAAUUAAAAACCUCUGGCCAGAACUGUUUAUCAGAUUCUUGAGGUACUUCUAGCCCAUACUUUCUGCUGAGCCUUUAAGGCUUCAUCUAACGUACCUUCUACUAUAUCAAGUUCCACUGCUUCUUGGCAAACAUUAAUAUGUAUUGCAGUAGUCCCAUUAUUUUCAGAGAUUUCUCGACAAGAAUUUCGCUCUUCUUCGCAUUCGCUUGUGUGAGAUUCCAAAUCCUCUAUGAAAACGGAAUUUUGGAUGAUAUUUCCAAAGCAAAUGGACCUGUCUUGUCUUGACUGGCUGGUAGCAUCAUCGGCUGAUCGGGCAUGCUCGGGAACACUUCGAACAAGACUUGAGAUAGGCAUUGUCCGGAAAAGAUCGAGGAAUCCGUCAUCUUUGUCGGGACUGACGGGAAGGCCAGCACAAGAACCUCGGUUGUUUUCAAACAAAUCUUCACUCGCUUUGUAUACGCGAGAGUGCUGUCUGCCAAAACAACUGGUUAGUUUCUCUCCCUCUAGUCCGGUAACGCAAAACCCACAGAAAAGACAUCUGGUGCAUUUGUUACUCCGCAUAACGUAUACAAAGGGUUUGAUAGAGCAUUGCAGCCAAUAGAGCCAAAGGAAAACACAUACCACUUCAUCUGGUAUGAGACUUUUCCUAGGGUAGAGGCUUUUGUUGUUUACGAUUCCUGCGAUGAAGAUAGGCGCUACCAGAAUGACGUAGACGAGUAUGAACGUCAACAGUGUCCAAGCCGAGUGCACGUGCGCAGCCAUGGUUAACUUUUCCUCGUUUGAGAACAGGCCGGGACUUACCCGUCGUCGAAGGGGAAGAAUCAAAGACAGAAUUUUCCGAAACGAAAACAGUACAAAAAGAACCACAAAAGCUGCGAUAGCGAUUUCUGUUGCAAUGUUAAUGGCAUUCCAGUGCUUAGGGGCAAGGAAACACAUUCCUGUGUAUGCAUUGUAAUCGAAUUGAUGACUAAGCAUAACUGCGGAGGGAGGAAUUGGACAAAUCCAGGCGAAGCACAGCAAAAUGUUGGUGUUCUUUCUCGAUAAACUGGGAAAACGCUUGCGAUAAAUUGCUUGGUAUCUCUCAUACACCAUGGCGCCCACAUUAAGGCAUGCUACCUGGGCGAAGUAAUUACCGAGUGUGACAUGUAAGGCGCAGAACACUUGGCCAAAAAUCCAUUUACCAGACGCCAGUGAAACAAGAGAAAAAGGUAUUAGGAGAAGGCAACUAGCGAGGUCUGCAAAACUUAGGCUUGCUACGAAACGGUUCAACGGUGGACGUAUUACAUCAACAACCAACACAGUAUAAAGAACGCGACCGUUUGAGAAGGUGCCAACGAGCAUGAAAAGGAGAAGUGAGGCUGUCUUCAGACCAGUUGUGGUCAAACUGUCUUCUUGUUCCAACAAUGAUCGAGUCGUGUUGUCCAUAUUAAGUGGUAAGAUGUUAUCACGACACAGCGACUUUUUCUCUUAAGGGGCAGCCAUUUGCACACAUAGUAGUCGAGGCGAAACUCUGUUUUCACAAUUUAGUUGUAAUAGUUUUGCUUCCAGUGUUCGUAUGUUUUAUAAUGACUUCGUUCCGUCGAUUAUCUGUUUUUAUUAAACGAAAUUCCUCCAAACUUUCCGUGAGUUUAGUUCAUAACCCUUGUCAUUAAUCCUACAUUGUCUUGCUUUCAUGUGGUGAAGUAAGGUAUAUCUUGUGCUGUUUCUUGCUCCUCACCGCUUGAAUUUCGAUCGUCCCCUGUAUUACGUAACUAUCAUUUUUAAACCAAUUUCUGUACUCACGUCUCAAAAUUAUUAAAAGGUUAUCCGUGCAUUUGCAAAUCUUUAGAAACUCGCUCUCAUAGAUGGAAGAGUCACACGAUAUUUAAACGUUCCAAAAAUGCUGGAACAGUAAUAAAGAACUGAAUGACGUAAAGAAACCAAAUCAAUGAGCUCUUUGCGGUACCGUAUUUGGAAAUUUUAAUGAUUUUUCAAUAGGAUAUGUUUCCCCACCUUAUUUCUUUUCGUGAGUGGUGGGAAAAGUCUCGGUGGAUGGUUGGACAAAAAAAAUUAAAAAUCUUCAAUUUUCUGUUGUCGAAUUUGCAAAUUCUCAGAUCCGUAUGAGUAUUCAGUUAUGAAGAUUUUAUCAGGAGAGUGAGACUCGCAGAAAGUGAAUGACGUGGAAAGAUUGCUAUGUCAGUAAUCGUAACAAAAGUCAUUCUUCAUAAACAAUUUUCAAAAUUUUAUCAAAUUUUCUCUGUAGCUCAGUUUUCAUGCAACGCAUGAUACAUAGAAGAAGUCCAAGUAACCGAUGAAAACAUUUGGCGAAAACGACUUUUAUAAUAAUUUGAACUUGGAUUAUGAUGUUAUCCCAUUUAUUUCACGUUUUCACGCCCUACUCUCACACAAUUACAUCGUCAAUCUUUUCGUCCCAUUCUAAAAGAAAGCUGUCACCUCGAAAGAGAGCAGUUAUCAAUUUCUUGUGCAUGUCUACUGAAAUUUUGUUGGUUUUGCUUUACUUUACUCUGCGAUUGUUUUCGACAAAUCGCGCCACUUUCUGAACCAAUCUGUUCUAUGUUCCAAGUUAUUAGGGAGGUGCAGAAUAUUCGCGAAAUAAAUUGAUGCCAAUAAGCAGUAUCCAUGAUUUUAUUAUGUGUGAGCACUCAUCCUGGUGACUUCUGUGUUUUGUGUAGAUUCCGAUGACGAGUCAUGUGUGGACGGUGGGUUGUUCUUAGCCGUUUGUCGAGGAAAAGUAAGCGAAGGACUCGACUUUGCUGAUAACAAUGCCAGAGCGGUGGUUACGGUAAGAGUACCUGAUUAAUAGGCCAUUUUAUAGUCGUGUACUUAGUUGCCAAGCCUGUGAUUUAGAGUGAGGCUGACGGUGACCUUGUUGUGAUAGAGACCAGUAUCUAGUUAGCAUGAUGACAAAGUAAUUUACAUUUGAAAAGUAGCAAGGUUUGUAUCAUGACAAGGUCACCCUUAGCCUCACUCCUGUUCAAAGACUUGACAACCAAGCACACAACUGUGAAAUGGACUAUUGCCCUCCGAAGCUUUUUGUUAGGGACAAGAACAGACUAAAGCCUCGACUGAUUUCGAGAAACUUCAAGAUGAAAAGUAGAAUAACUGUAGCAAAUUUAGAAAGAGUUUUGUUAUUACAAUUAUUUACAAUACUACAAUUUUCGUGCGACCGCAAAGUAUUCAGAAGCCUGUCUUUGUUAAAUUUAAGCUAUAGUGGUGUAGUAUCAGCACAACUAGGGGGGGGGGGGCAGGGGGGGGGGGAGGGUCGCUCAGAGUGACAUAAUUUUUCCUCUACGCCAAACCUUGAAUAGUGCAACAUAUGCAAAGCCAUAAUUGCUCCGUAUAAAUUAUCACUUUUUCAGUUUUAUUACUGGACUUAAACAAAGCCAGUUGAACUGACCUGAACAUAGGAAAGACAGUCUUUUUUUCAGCCUCGAAGGAAUUUUGAACAACUUUCUGAAAAAUUUUAUUGAAUUCAUCAAUCAGUCAGUCACUAAAUCGAUGAUAAAUCUAGCCAUAAAGUUUGAACAAACCCAUCCUCUUAAGUGGUUCAACCUCUCGUUUUUAUAAGCCAUUCGGUUGAAAACGGGAACUUAGCCCUGCAAAUGCAUAUACUCGUCUGCAUCUGUCCCUUUCGCGAGGUUUAUACAAGUCACAUUUAGGACGCUACAGUCCUUGCGACAGUUAAUUUAAAAUUAAGUGAUUUUCCCUUUUUCUUUCCCACUUCCCCCCCUCGUGAAAUGUAUAUAACGAGAAUUAGAAGUGGACUGCAUGAAAAAACUCAAGUUUGUGAGAUGUUUCACGGAAACUUAUCGAGGGUUCUAGUUCCUUUGGAGCUUGUUUUCUUACGGAAAUGGCAGCUUCGAGCGCAUCUUCAAGCUUCUGUUUGCUUCGGUUAUUGAUGUUCCACGAAGUAAUGUGUAGCGUCGAGAGUUUGCAAUUCUGGUGCUUCACUGCUUUACACAAAUUUGGCAGCACCACAGCAGUAAUUCGGUUGCUGGUCAGGUUGAGCAAUGUAAGUUUACAGUGCUUACAUUCCAGUGCUUCACAGAAGUAGUGUACUCCUUGAUUUGUUAUUUUAUGGCCCGAAAUUCUUAUCGCGGUUAGCUGGCAGUUUGGGUGUCUAAGUGUUUCACAGAGCUUUAGUAUGAGCGCAUCGGUCCAAAAGUCGUCAUUGGUCAUCUUCAGGUAGGUCAAUGAGGAGUUCACAUGUUGAAGUGACUCACACAGUUGUGUCAAUACAUUAUCAGUGAGUUGGAGUCCUCCAAGGUUCAAAUGGGUGAGUUUGCAACUCCUCUCUUUCAGCGACUCGCAUAAAAGACCCAAAGCUUCUGGAGUGAUCGAAGUAUUCUUAACAAGGUUCAACUUUUUGAGUUUGCAACUGUCCGCACUGAUAGCUUCUACCAGUGCAAUCAAGCCCUGAUCGGUGAUAUUGUUCUCGGGUAUCACCAGUUUGACUGGACCUCCCUCUUUUAGCAGCUUUGAAAGUUCUUUACAACCGCCAUCUCCUAAGGAAUUGCAAGUCAGCUCAAGGUAGUAGUUUAGCGGCUCAAUGUGUUUUAAGAAGUAAACGAUUGCUGUGCAAUCGGCAGGUGUGACGUUACAGUUCCAUAACUGAAUGAAUCCGUGGAAAUCCCUGUUCUGCUUUAACAUUCAGGCUACUCUCUUCACUGUAGCCGCGUCAUUGUAUUCGUACAGGCAGUUCAUCAUGAGCAAAGCUUUCCUUCUUGACGGUCUGCUAGGUGAUUUUGAGAGCAGCGAAUCGUGAAGGCAAGACACAAUACCCUCGAUGGCCUCCAUUUUUUUACCAUGGAUCAAUCCUGCAACGAAUUGAAUGACAAGCUGCCACUUUGGAUCCUCAGCGUUGGAAGUGAUAAAGAUCUUCAGUUCAGCCGGAUCCAUCUUCGAAAUUUCCCUUGCCGCGAGAAACUCUUGUAAGGUUAAAUGGAUGAAGCUGAAGCGCUGUUUGAAUUCCACCGGUGACAACCUUGCGUCAGGUAAUUGGGUCAGCAAACCACAAUUUGUCAUUCCUGCGACUUCUUCUUUAUCGAAUAUUAACCGUCCUUCCUCUAUACCUCUCCUCGCCAACGAUCCAAGAUCAGUCAAAGUCUUUUCAACCGAAUCUGAAAAGUUUUCGUUUCCUCGAAAUGGUUUAUCUCGAAAUUCAGGAUAAUGUGAAAAGACAAACAACCUUAGGGCUCCAAGGUACACGUCCGUCAGUCUUGUGGGCAAAAUGACGCUUCCUGCGUCAGGUGGAGAUGGCUUGAUUAACUCCUUCAGAAAGUAACAAAAUAUGCGGCAAUUCACAGGGAUGUAACAUAAAGACAACAAGUGUAAGUUACUACUCAGAUGCUCCCAUAUUCUGGCUGCAGUGUGGCCGUCUCCUUGGCAGUAUUUGUUCACAUAUUUGUGAGCUUUCUCUUCCGUAAAUCCCAUAAUUUCCACAGUCCUCUCAAAAUGUGAGACCUCGACGCUUUCCAAUGCUGUCGGCCUACAGCUCGUCACCACUGUUACAUCCGGAAGGAGUUUGCCUUGCAGUAACUUUACGAACAAGGCUGAUACCGGCAUUUCUUCGGUAGGAGAAUUACCGAACCGUGCGGCUUCGUUUGCAGUACAACUGCUCUGGUCCUUAAAUUCGUCUAAGCCAUCAAAUACAAGCAGGAUUGUCUCGGGGUUGUCCAAUAACUCUUGAAAAAGGCCAUGGUCCACUGUUCCUUCCAUACAAGCAGCGCGAUUAAACAAUUGCCAAAGGGAAAUCUUUUCUGUCGUUUCUGCAUAGAAUGAUCGAAAUUGGAACAAAAAGGCGUACUUAAAACGCUCCGAAAUGUUACGGAAAAGUUCCCCUUUGCUCCAGUCCCGAAGCAACUUUCGACAGAGCAGCGACUUCCCGAUGCCAGGGCGACCAACGAUAAGAAUUUUGCGAGGGUUGUCGGCAUCUUCGUUGGCUAGAAAAAGGUCUUUGCGCGUCUUGAUCUCAACAGAUCCUUUUUUACUUUCAGGCUUCAAGUAAAAGUCGUAUAUUAGAUGCCUUUUGCAUUCCCUAAGAAAUUCGUCAGUAGCUCUUCCGGUGUAAAUGAUCACAUCGAGGAAUAUUUCAUCCAAAGAAACCCUCUUAUUUGCGCUUUCCUUACCACAGUGGAUAAGUGGUUCCAGAAAUUCUGUCUCUUGUAGUAUUCUCCUUUUCAUGCGUUGACGAGAGCAAACUGGUGUCAGAGCUGUCACGCUUUGGUGAAAGAAAUAAUUCGCACAAAAUUCUGAGUCAGACGCGAAUUUGCUUCUUCGAAAUGCUCGCACUACAAGAUAAACAAUUUCCCCGAAGACCAGAAAUGCAAAUAUGACAUUAACUGCAAGGACCAACAGUGCGCAUGUGCCCUUUUCAGACGCAACGGAGUUAUGACAAUAUGUAAUAGGUUUGCUUUUUGCGGACGAAGCGCUCUUUGUGCCAUUCAACGAAACGCAGACGAAUGCGACUUGAAAGCCGCCUGAAUAAAACAUGAAGUUUUGCAACACCGCGAAAAUGAUCCCCAACGACAGUCGUGCGACGAGAUGAAGGAAAUACAAGAAGAAAAUACAACGAGUUUCGACUCUAGGCCGUGGACGAGGGUUUUCUGCGUCUGGUAUUACCGCCGCUUGUAGCUUAUCCACUCGAGAUUUCACGCAACACCAACUGUAAACAAGGCAUACCACAAUCACCGUAGCAAAAUUUAAUAGGACAAACACGUAAAGCGGCAGCGGAGAAUUAUAAUGUUGCUCAUACUUGUCAAAGCACUGCGCCUGAAGAAAUAGUUUGUCAGCCGGUUGUGCGCCGCUGAAAUCGCAAAGAAACGUUCUCCUUUCGUUCAGUCUCAACUUGCUUGUGAUUCCUACAAAUACAACUCCUGCGAAGAAAUAGACGAUUGCGACAAUGUAGCCGAAUAAACUGAAGCGAGUUGGAGUUAGGAACUCUUUCAGUCCUUCCAUUGGAACGGUGAAGAUUUGCUUGACGAUCACUUCGAAGCCGAAUUAGCUUAAGGACGUAGGAGUCAAAAGCGCUUCUUUUGAUUCAUUCGUUGCAACAACAUCCGCCGGCCAUUGAAUAGGCAAAUAAUUUUAAAAAUGUGGGAGUUAUAAAGUCUUUCUUUAGUCCUUCCAAAGCGACAAUGGAAUCGGUUACAGUGGAUCCACGGAUAUGAGUAACUCUUCGAACUCUUUCAUUGCUUCGACAUCGUGUGGAGGUAAACUGAACCCGUAAGCAGCUAGCAGAGAGUAGGAAGAUUAAAACGCAGAUCACGUUCUUAAUGGAGCAACCAGCUGCAAUAAAUUUUGGAGGGUUAUUUUAAGACUGACAAGAAGUCCAUUGUCACUGAUGAAAUAAUAUGACAGCUUUUUGUAUCGUAUUUCUGUUUGAACAUGUUUUUAAAACUGAGACAUAUUUUUUCGUUUCCCGGGUGAUUUUUUAAACUUUUUCGAUUCAUGGAUUUAAACGGAAUUGAUAAUUUGCUAAUGGAAAAAACGCCCUAGGUGAAACAUCGAAAAAGAGAUUAAUACGGCGCAACUGAUGUCGGUCAAACAAUGGUAAAAAUGCAAAUUUUAUUUAAUCCUGUCGAGUGAUGUAAAUUAAAAUCGAUAUGCGGUUGAUGUUAAAAAUACAGCUUUUUUCAUACAUUCAAUUAUUGUGUUUCAAUCCUGUCUAACUGCACAAAAUGGGCAGUUUCGCGACAUACACAUCCACUGAAAGAUUUUCAAGAUACAUCCCAGGGGUUUUUUGACAAAAAAGUCAAUAAAGAAAAAGGGAAGACGUGUUAACGACUAUGCGUGAGGUCAAGAUGGCUGGAUAUUGGCCCAAUUCCCUUUUUUUCUGCGAUUUUUAUGGAACGAAUGGAAGUCGCGGCCAGUAAAAACGUAAAGAAAAAAACGAGGCGAAUAUUUUGCGGUCUUGUCAGUAAAGGAUUUAUCACAUAGCAAAAAGAUAUGACUUCAAAAGCCCAACUGUGUUUGAAGCGCAGUAAACCCACGAAAAUCGUUUAUGUUUUACUUUUUUUUGACUGCCUUCGGGCCCAUCUUGCCCGCUCGGAUAGCCAAUCAGAAGAUAGGAUUCGCUUCAUAUUUCCCGUACCGCGGGUGAUAUAAUGAAGGCGUUUAUUUUAACAGCUAGGCCGUCAGAAGAUCAUUGGAAUUAAAUCUUAUAGUUUUUGGAGCCCAGAUCUCUUCUCUUUGUUGAAAAUCAUUCACCUCAGUUGAUGUCUUUGAUCAAAGCCUUGUCAAAGCGUAUUUGAUCGAAGUGUUACAAAACCAAAGCUUCAGGGAAAAAAAGCCAAUCAGGGCAAAGUUGAAUGUCACAAGGAGCCAAUGAAAACGCGCUCUUGAUUGUUAGACAAAUUCUCCUUUUCAGCCCCUAAAAAUGUACAGAGAACAGUAUGGAGAAUAUGCAUAAACAAUCACAGAGCGGCGAGAGGCAAAGCUUAUCAGUUUUUUGUCACUUACGGACGUUCUUUACUAAGUCGAUUCGUACCCAGUUAGAACUUAAUGUGUAUUUUACUCGUUUGACUCAACUAACUUGUUGUAUGCAACAAUCGACGUCUUUUCACGCCCUUGUACUAAGGUAUUUCGUGACAUAUCUGGGCUCUGUUCGUUACUGAAUGUAAGGAUAGGCACGAAUCGAUCAACGGUUCGGGUACAACUGACAUAAACUAGGUACGAAUCGUUUGAAUUUGGGUACGAAUCGAAUGAGCGUGAAACGUCCUUGGGUAUGAAAUGACUAGUUGCGGAGGCAAAACCGAGGCAAACCGUAUGGAUGUUCAAUUGUAAAUUUUAUUACUCUUGAUAUAAAAGUUUGAAAAGUCAGAAAGAGUUUUAACUUAGGGAAGAGACAAACCCAAUUUAUUUUAACUUGGGUAAGAGACAACCCCAAUUUGUCUUAAAAGAACGUUUUCUCUCUCUCUUCUUAUGCAGAUCGGAAUUCCUUUUCCAAAUGUGAAAGAUGUCCAGGUAAUUAGGCGAUAAAUUAUCUGAAAUAACCUAUCUUGUGCUGUUAGCUAUGAAAUACAAUUGAAGUUCAUAAAAUGUCGCUGACUGACAAAACUACGUAGGCGAUUGUGUCGUCUUACCGCCUGGGUUGGUAUGACUUUCCUGUCAGUGCUCAGGUGAAACUGCUGAAAGCCAAUCAUGAUCGAGAAUUUGUUAUAGUGGCGAUGAAACCUCUAGCUACCAAGAGCGAUUAGUUUUAAGCCAAUUCAAUUUAUUUAUUAGUAUUAUGAUAUUUAUCUUGAAAUUUUGGAAAUGAAAAACUAGGACCUUUUUGUAUAUCCUCCGAAAACGAUAUUCCGAUAGAUCGGAAUCGACGAUGGUAUAUUUUCUUUUCAUUUCGUCCACCUCAAGAGUAGGGUUGGAUUCUGUUCUUAAAAAGGCAGACGACGUGAAGGGUAGUUUUUGGGACCUUCACCUUGUUCAAAGCGUUAUUUUUCACUUUUGUUUAAAGGUGGAACUCAAACGAAAAUACAACACGCAGUAUUCAGCGAGCCGAGGACUGUUAACAGGAAGUGAGUGGUAUGAGAUCCAGGCCUACAGAGCGUUGAACCAGGUUAGUCUUUCAAGUUAAUCAAAAUGAAAGGUAAAAUUAGCUUACGAGCUUACGGGCUUACAGCCAGAAUGCUGCUUCUGCUGGAGCUUAUUCAAUUUUCAGAGGCAUGAAGGGACUAGGAGCAUUGUUACUUACCUCUUGAUGGGAUGUUAGUCUCUUGUAAGGUUACCUCUUCCUUCCUCCCUUCCCCUCCCCUCCGACAGUAUUCUUUCAGGCUUUCCCGACAGUUAGUCGGUAAGCGCAUAUUAUCCUGUGCACCGAGAGGCUCUUUGAGAUUUGAGUGUUUUGCUCAAGGACAAAUAACAAUCCGCCUGUUGGGGCUCGAACCAAAUGCCUAUACCGUUUAUUACCUUUUUUGCGUGGCGACACGGUUCAAAACAAUGCGGAGUGAUGAUACCUUAAUUUUCUUCCGGAGGAUUCGAUGGAGUUGACAUUCUCGUCGGCCUAAUUUAGAAAGAAGAGCCUAUUACAUCGCCGUCCGCAUGUCGAAAUAUUUGUAGUAGAAUAAAAAUCUAUCACAAAAAUAUCUAAAAUCUUAAUGCUUUUUUUCAGGCUCUAGGAAGAUGCAUUCGCCAUAAGUGAGUAUGUCUUAUUUUAUAUGAACUGCCUAAAAUUGAACUCAAAGAAAACAGGCUAGCAAACUAAACUGAUACAAACUCGGAGGGCCGGUUAUUUACACGAGGUCCAACCCAAACCAACGGUUUUACGCAAUCAGUGGACUUCGAGCUUUCUAUAAAGGAGGGUUCCUUCCACUGUUAGCUUUCGGCUCUCUUUUGCUCACAAAAAUAAAUGUUCAGAUGAAAGGUUCGGCAAAAUUAGAAUUCUUUAGGACACGGUUUUGUCAUAUAACGGCUAAACUUUGCCGUUUUACUUAUCAGACUGUAAUGGCUUGCCGGAAACUGAGUUCUUUCGUCAAUCUUAGACUUCUACUACUAUAACGAUAAGUGUCAUAUCGUUUGUAUAAGUUUUUUUGGUCUAAGAAACUAUUACAACAAGGCUGCGACAGAUCGCAUGGCUAUUUGGUACUUAUUUGUCGUCAGGUUACUUCGUUGUAGGCAGUCCGCACCUAACUUACACCUAGCUAGGCUGUGCUAGGCUGUGCUAGGCUAUCAGUUAGUGGGAAAGGGCAAAAAAGGGAGCAUGUUUACAAUGGCGAGCGAGUACUCGAAGAAAUCCUUAAUAAUCACUUAAUCUGUUUCUGAAUAGAGUGUUUUAUUUCAAUAAUUACGUUUGCGGGUGGAUUAAGGCUUCAGAGGGCCGACGGACUAGAGGCUCUCUGGCUUAAAAUUAAGUACCCUAUAGCGUUGAACCUUCUCCUAAGCGGCCUGGUAACUAACAAUUUGACUUUUCACAGGCAAGACUGGGGAGCUAUUCUAUUGAUAGAUGAACGGUUUAACAAGUCUCCAAAGUAUACUAACGGUAAGAAACUACAUUUGUGAACUUCACAACAGGUCUGCUUAGUUUUACCUAACAAAAUGUAACCAUUUAUAUAGGGAUAUCCAAAUGGGUCCGAAAGAGAAUUGCAAAGUUUAACAACUUUAAUGAGGCUAUGUCGUCCUUGAAAGAAUUUGCAACUGCGCGUAAACUAGAUCCAUGCCCUUCCGGUAGCAGCCCGGGCUCACUCAGCCAGUUGAGCAAAAGCACAGUGGAGACUCCAGCUAAAGAGCAAGGCGUUCACUUUCGCACUAAACCACUUGAGGACGACAGACUGUCUCCACAGCUUGAUCCCAGCAGAACUCCGGUUCAACACACUGGUACUAAACCAUUUGCCGAGCAAACAUCGCCUGUCAAUUAUCAAGGAAAUAAAAUCUCUGGGUUUAUGCCUGCGUCUCAUUUGACCCCUUCGGCACUCUCUGAAGCCACUCCCCAUGGCGUAUCUCUUAGUGUUGAGAGGGCUGCCUCAAAACUUGCGCAAUUCAAGCGGAAAAGUGUUGGUCAAGACAAGAGCGAGAGGCACGUUUUCAAAGGGAUGGAAUCGAUUUCUGAUUUUACACCAAGAAAUGGCGGAAAUGUGUUAUCAAGUAAGCGCAAUGAGGUAAAUGAGGACAAGAAAUUUGUCAACCAGGUGUCGGUUGGGAAAGUUGACUUUAAUCAUGCCAGCGAAAACCACUCAAAUGAACAGCUGUCUUACUCUCCUGUUCUGUUUGCUACGCCCCAGUCCAGUCCUUGUCCUUCGCCUUCACCAGUUAAGCAGGAAUUUGACACGUAUAAACCAGUUGAAAGAGAAGUGAGGACAGAUGUAAACUCUUCGAACAUGAAUUCCUUCUGUAACACAUCAAGUCAUGCUAAAACUGUAGAAAAUGGAUACAGUGAUCUAAGCAAAAGUUCAAUCCAAGUGUCAAAAGAUAUCAGUGAUUUCGAAGAAUCGGGAGGCCAAGGCUUCGCUGUUAAGGAAAUUCCCUCCGAGGUAAAAGAAGAGAGUAAGCCACGUGACUUCUUAGACGAGGUUGAAACUGAUUUUCCCUUGGAUAAGUCUGAGUUGGCAAACCGUUAUGUAGACUCAAAUGUGGGUGCGAAGAAAUGUUUCGAUAGGAAAAAUUGUAAAUCUGAGAUGCCGAGCAACGUUCGACAGGGACAGAGAAAGAGUUCGAGGCUCAGACGAUCUUCAAAUGGCACCGGGUGCACUGAGAAGGAACAGAAAGAAGUAUGCGAGGUAUCACUGUCACUUUUUCGUUUUUCACUUUAGUAAGGAUGGGAAUCAUGUUGAUUAGCACCUGCCUCAAACGACGCUCAUUUUUUCCUAGUGUGAAAUUUCACGUUGGUGGUGCCUUGUUGUUUGUAGCAUUAUGUCUUGCGGUCAGUAUUUAAAAAGCCGUACUAGUCUCACUAAAUUACGAAGUCAACUUUCGUUUUGAUUUAAUAGUAGUAUGGUUACAUUUCCAUCUUCAUCUGGAGUACAAUAUAGACUUGGAACCACUACGGUCGAUUCCAUUAUGUUGUUUGCGGAAAAUCACUUUUUUCACAUCACUUUUAUUUCAUUAUUUGAUUUUAGGAAAAACCAGAGGUUAAAGGUGGCAAUCCUAUACUGAGUUGUGGCCGAUGUGGAAGCAACCUUGUUGCAGGUGAGUUAGUAGAGCUGUUGCACAACCCAAGCAGGUUUCCAGGCAUUUCUAUAAUAUAAAUAAGCCAUAUCUUUGGUAUAGGAGGUACGGAUACCUUUUCAUGAUAACCAGGUUAAAAUGUUCACAAUUAAACCUUAACUCCCUAACAUCAGUAGGCAUAUUCUUCAUACUCUUUCGAUGUAUUUCUUUUGAUAUUGACAUGGAGAAUUUGUUAAACAAUCAAGAGGUUCUUUAGUUGUUGAUCAUUUCUUUUUAUUAUAAUGACCUCAAUGGGGUGAUAUUGUUAAUUGGAAAUCAGACGCUAGUCACUUUAAAGGGUUAAUGCACUUAAAAUCCCUUUAGCUCCUCUCUUCACCUAGGAUAUGAAUAGGACAAAUGAGUAUAAAUGGGUACAGGUGGGUUGUUAGGGAAGUCUGACGAAAUGCCUAGUGAUGCCCUCUGUUGGAUUUUCAUUUCUUCCUGGGAAAAUGGCAAUACUGUUAGUUUUCAUGGUAGGAAACCUGGAAUAAGCUGCAACAGUGGGCCAUUAGGCUCGUUAACAGAGUUAACCUUUAAUUCGGAACUGUAAUUAAUUCUAGUUCGCUGAUAUUGUCAUCUCGUCCCUGUAGGUCGCGUCGUUGUUAGACCCUUCCCACUAAAGAUUCCGGAAUUACUGCGGAGCUCUUUUAGGAUGUUGGAAACAAUUGAUGACAAAAGUAUCAAUGUUAUCGACAAGGGGGCUUGCGAAAUUUUAAACCUGGGUUACCCGGUUGCAGAUGCAAAAAACGAUGACUUUUCAGGUAGUAAACAAUAGGUUCACUUAUUUUAUUAAAAUUAUGUCGGUGGGAUUGUUAAAUCGUAACCUUGAAUCCCGUCAGGAAAAAAACAUUUAAGAGUGAAAAGAGCAAAAGUGUAGAGACUGUAGGCCCUUGAUGUUAUUUGUUUCUGAUUUCGAUCUCUGAUUUGUCUUCGUUUUGUUUGGUUUCUGUUUAUCUUCAUAACGUGGGCGAAACACAGUGGGACGGUUAUUUAAACAAAGUUUAGCUGUUAUACAAAACUGCGCUCCAAACAAUCCUAAAUUUAGCUGAAUCUUUUUUCUGAACAUUUAUUUUUAUGAACAGUGUCAAGAGGGCCGAAAGUUAACAGUGGAAGGACAUUUAUUUAAUAAAACCGUCUUACAGAGAAUACGUAAAGCCCACUGCUUGCGUAAAACCGCGGUUUGGGUUAGACCUCGUGUAAAUAGCCGGCCCAGUGUGGUUUAUGGAUUGGUGGAGGUUGAUGGGCAGGAAUAUUCCCUCCACUUCUCACUUCAAACGCAUGUGAUCAUGCUUACAUAGAAUUAGGGCUGUACAAAUGUUAAUUAUUAUCAAUUAGUCUCCAUGCGGUCAUCUCCGUCAUCAUAAAAAAAACUUUUGGCAGCCUCUGCGUUCCCUUCUGGCGCACCAACAACAGAAAGGGCAAUUAACGAACCGCUGAGUUAAAAAUGUACAAAAAAUGGAAAAAAAUUAAUAUUUCAGGGAGAAAACUACCAAAUACAAUAGAAAUACAAACGAAUUGAGCAGCACCGCGGUAUAUCAAUGUUAACCAGUUAGUUGUUGUUCGGUGUUAACGUCUUAGUAACGGAGUGUGGGGGAAUAUUGGCUUAAAGUCGUGGUAAAAAAACGACCGAGGGCCUAUACUCCCCUGUACGGCUCGAGCAAGCAAGGCUAGCUAGUAAUUUGUUAUAUGGCACUUGGACCAAACUUGCUACUUUUGAAUUUGCUGGCAUUCGCGAACAGAAGCACACGGCUCACGACCGUUUGCGUGGCAACGGUCCGUAUGGCAAAAUAACAACUAAGUAAGAGCCAAUCAGAACGCUAGGAUUUACCUCAGGAACACCUUGCCGUGUGAUAGAUUGAGAUACUUAUUUCGCGUGAAUUAAUAAGUUUCUGACAAGUUUUCAACUAAUGUGAUUGUAGGUGUGAAUUCUGUUUUCGUGCCAGAAAGCGAGAUCUGCUACAUCCCUCAGGUAUGCAAGGUGUGCCAGUCUACAAGAGGUGAAUCACACAUCGUGGGCUUACAUGUGGUAUCCUUCAGAACGUUUUCUGAAGAGGUAAUGUAGUGUUUUUGUAUCGCUCUUAACUCGUUUCUUAAACAACACCAAAUAACACUUUGAGAUAACCGUUUGAUAUGUUAACGUUGGUACUGAGAACCUAAUGGAAGAUCAAAGAAAAUCAAAUUUUUGGGAUGAAGUUUUUAAUUUGCGCCCAAAUUGAUCUCUACAUGAAGUUAACAAAUUUGACUUUGUCUUCAAAGUGAUUGUGAUGUUAGCCUUUGCUAUUAGCCUACUAACACAUGUUUGUUGUUCCAACCUUACUUGACAGGUCUGGCUAUUUCCUAGUAUCGUUUUUAAUCGUCAACCAUCGAGCCACCAGAACUGAAAAGACCUGGCUCAAUCGCAUCUCUGCAACUCGACUCUGCUUUGUCACAGAAACACGUCAUGAAUAAAAUUAUUUGAUAUAAUGUGAUUAUGACUCGGCCAUUCCAUCACUCUUUUGCGUGGUUGCUUGUUGCAUUCACUGACUUCUUUUGUUUUGGUUUUGUUUUUUCAUUUCUUUUCUUUUGUUUUGUUUUGUUUUGUUUUGUUUUUGUUUUGUUUUG
Molecule: messenger RNA, 29484 nt
Organism: Pocillopora meandrina
Lineage: Eukaryota; Metazoa; Cnidaria; Anthozoa; Scleractinia; Pocilloporidae
Source: the annotation of a GenBank genome assembly